AUGGCGUCGGAAGCACAGAAAGUGGUAGUUCAUCUGAGAGCCACCGGUGACGCUCCGAUUCUCAAGCAAUCCAAAUUCACGAUUGCCGGAACAGACAAGUUUGCGAAAGUAAUCGAUUUUCUUCGCCGUCAGCUUCACAGGGACACACUGUUUGUGUAUGUAAACAGCGCCUUCUCACCGAAUCCUGAUGAGCUGGUCCUAGAACUUUAUAAUAAUUUCGGCAUUGAUGGCAAAUUGGUGGUCAAUUACGCAUGCUCCAUGGCGUGGGGGUAA
Messenger RNA from Striga hermonthica, 273 nucleotides. The record is from the annotation of a GenBank genome assembly. Lineage: Eukaryota; Viridiplantae; Streptophyta; Magnoliopsida; Lamiales; Orobanchaceae.